This is a messenger RNA of Onychomys torridus (southern grasshopper mouse), 2389 nucleotides long. It is a transcript of the gene Lrrc36, whose product is annotated as leucine rich repeat containing 36. NCBI's taxonomy places the organism in Eukaryota, Metazoa, Chordata, Mammalia, Rodentia, Cricetidae. Bases 14 to 2059 code for a protein of 681 amino acids. The transcript has 13 exons. Gene Ontology annotation, molecular function: protein binding. The record is from RefSeq and is a predicted model, not a curated record.
GCGGCGGGCGCGAAUGGCGGAGCAAUGGGAUCUGGACGAGGAGGGCCUCCGCCGCCUGGGGGCGCUGACCCUGGAGCAGCCCGAGCUGGUGGAGUCUCUUUCAUUGCAGGGAUCUUAUGCUGGAAAAAUCCAUUCUAUUGGUGAUGCCUUCAGAAAUUUCAAAAAUCUCCGAUCCUUAGAUUUAUCAAGGAAUUUGAUCACUAGCCUAAAGGGCAUCCAGUAUUUGUGUUCACUCCAGGAUCUGAACUUAUAUUACAACAACAUCCCUUCAUUAGUGGAGGUGUCCCGACUUCAGCCCUUGCCCUUCCUCAAAGAACUAGAUUUGAGACUCAAUCCUGUUGUAAGGAAAGAUACAGACUAUAGGCUUUUUGCCGUGUACACGCUGCAAACUCUGGAAAAAUUGGAUGACCGAACUGUGCGUGAUAGCGAGAGGAAAGCUGCCAAGCUGCAUUUCAGUCAGUUGGGCAACAGUGAAAAUUUUCUUUUAGAGGUGGAAAAAAGCUCUAGGGAGAAGACAAUGAAAACCUGUGUGACAGAGGAAGGCUCUGCAUCAAAAGUCAAUCCUGAGGUUGACGCCAGGAUCGAAACAGACUCAAACAAAGGACUUUUUAUUCCCUUCUCCAAACGGGAAAUAAAGGAUUCUCUAACCAGUACUUCUGCAACCCAGGGCAAUGGCACACCAGCUCAGAAAUUAGAUGUUUUUCCACUGGGGACACAGAUGCAAGAAGCAACAAGAAGGGAGACAAGUGACACCCACAAGGAAGAUGGAUUAGAAUUCAGACAUUACUUGCCUCAUCGGUCCACAGUCCGAUCUCCAGAGAAGAUGACUAGAGAUGGAUACCGAGUAUCUUUUUUAGACGCUAAGUCUUCAGGUUCUUCUCCAGAAAAAGACUUGAUACCAAAGCCUGACACAUAUUCAUGUACCCAUGAUGUCUCACUGGCUAAACGCCUGGAUGUGGGUGAUUCUAGCCAGAUCCUUCCCUAUCAAUUACCUUCGGAUGUUGGUCUGGACUAUUAUGAUAAUCAUUAUUCUCAAACUCUUUCCUUGCACGGAAGUCUUAUCAAAAAGCCUCAAAAAAUCAAGAACUACCGAGAAUAUAGCAUAAAGCCUUCAAAUGACAUAAAGGCCACCUCAUCUCAUUCCUGUGGAGACCUACUAACUUCUCUGUCAAACCCCGACUCCAGCACAGGAAGGCUUUUGAAGCUUAGUUCAGAUCUAUAUGCCACAACCCAUUUCAACAGCGAGCCUGCCCUGCUGACCAGUGUAGAGCAACAGUUAUCCAGCAGUCUCAGCGAUUUUGCACCAGCACCUGGUUCUUUUCCAAGCAACCGGGUCCUAGGAAACUCUCUGCAGACACUGCUGUUGCCUCCUGGGACUCCAGAAAACAGAGAGAUUCCAACUAAGAGGUCAUUAAGCGGAGGCUUCAAGUGGAAGGACAAUGUUCUUGCCAACCUGAAUCUGAAGUGUGCUUUCCAAGAAGCUACAGGCAGAGAGGCGCAACCUCUCUCUAGUGACCUGGGCAGUUUGCGUGGUUUACCGGGAAACCGUAGUCCCCCGAUCUCGGCCAGAACCCCCCACGUGGCCACUGUCCUCAGACAGCUCCUGGAGCUGGUCGAUAAGCACUGGAACGGCUCUGGCUCCCUCCUCCUCAACAAGACGUUUCUUGGUCCUGCCAGAGAUUUGCUUCUGUCCUUGGUUGUGCCUGCGCCUCCUCAGCAGUGGCGUCGCUCACAGGCUGAAGAGAAGGCAGAGACAGCCUUCCGCUGCAGGGAGAGUGAGCUAAAAGAGGCGGGACUGCUGGUUCCUAACGACGUGGAAAAUUUGAAGCAAAAAUUGGUCAAAGUGCUGGAGGAAAACCUUAUUUUAUCAGAAAAAAUUCAGCAGUUGGAGGGAGGUGCUGCCACCUCAGUUGUGAGUGGGCACCCAUCUCAAACACACGAUGAUCUUCUGCACAAAAACCAACAGCUGACCAUACAGGUGGCCUGCCUGAACCAGGAGCUGACUCAGCUGAAAAGGCUGGAGGAGACAGUUGCUCUUCUCCAUGAGAGUCAGAGGUAGGAGCAGUCUGGCUGGCUUUGGGAGCAUGUGUUCACUUCUCUUUAUCUUCUCUGCUUUUCUUGGAAACUAGACUCUACACCUGUGUAAAUUAGUGCAUGUAAAUCUCCUACUAGGCCUGUUAGCUCAGGGGUCAAAGGACAGCUUUUAGUAGUGCUUUUAUACACCAGGGCUAACCCUUCGCUGGCACUGGUGGGUUGCAACUACUCAGUAUUAGUAUAGCAAUGGCUAUAAUGGAACUCUAGGGUCAGCCAAUUGUUUUGGUCAUUACAUACCCCUUAGAUCAGCCAUCUGGCUCCUCUGGAAAGUGCCUGUUUGCUAUUGGGUAUUGGU